Messenger RNA from Closterium sp. NIES-65, 3444 nucleotides. Lineage: Eukaryota; Viridiplantae; Streptophyta; Zygnematophyceae; Desmidiales; Closteriaceae. The record is from the annotation of a GenBank genome assembly.
AUGGCGGACGACAAGGGGGGUGAGGAUAAGGGAGAGAGCAAAGGGGAGGGUAAGGGGGAGGGCAAGGGGGAGGAUAAGGGGGAGAGCAAAGGGGAGGAUAAGGGGGAGGGCAAGGGGGAGGAUAAGGGGGAGAGCAAAGGGGAGGAUAAGGGGGAGGGCAAGGGGGAGGAUAAGGGGGAGGGCAAGGGGGAGAGAAAGGGGGAGGAUAAGGGGGAGAGCAAGGGGGAGAUUAAGGGAAAGGAUAAGGGGGGGAACAAGGGGAAUUUUAGGAGGCCUAUUAGAGAUGAAGGUGGGAGCCAUGGUGGGAGCGGACGUGGGAGCGGAGUGGAGAGAGGUUUUGAAUGCAGAAAGAGCAGCAGCAGCAGCAGCAGCAGCAGCUGCAGCGGCGGCGGCGGCGGCGGCGGCGGGAGCAGCACGAUGGGGCAGGCACUUUGGGAACCGAUCUGGGAGGAGGAGGGGAACCAUGCUCAAAGAUUUGAAGGGGGCGCGCAAGGGGGAGGGCACGGGGGAGCGCAAGGGGAAGUUCAACGGGGAGGACAAGGGGGAAGCCAAAGGGCAGAGCGCGGUGGGGGGCAAGCUGUGCACAGGGAAAGCGGGGGUUUGGGGGGAAUCGGCGGAGAUGAGAGGGGGGAGACAGUCCACAGGGCGGGGGGAGCGGAGAGAGCUGAGAGGCGGAAGAGGGCUGCGGAAAGCAAGAGGAAUGAGAGAGCGCGGGCAGGGCAGGGGUCACAGGCGAGUGACAGCAGCGGAGAAGAGCACGGCGGAGGGGGGAGAAGAGGCGGACGCAAGGGAAGCAGGUGCAGGGCAAGCGAGGGAGCCGGGGAAAGUGGCGGAACCCGGGGAAGCGAGGGAGGCGGGGGGAGCGGGGACAGGGAGAGCAGCGGGGAGCUGUGGAGAUGGGGAAGGGUGGAGAGAGCAGCGUAUCUGGUACAGGAAGCCAUGGCGGGGCGAUGGGUGCCUCUGGAGGCGGUGCGAGAGGAGGGCGGAGGGGCGGCUGCUCAAUGGGUUGCGUGGUACCGGCGGGGGGAGGGCGUGCGCGCCGCCAUGGUGCUGGCGCUGCUGCUGCUGCCCUUUUUUGAGGCGGUGUGUGUGGCAACGGCUCUAGGCUUUCUUUCCCUGCAGCACUGCAUCCUGGGGGGCCCUUCCUUCUGGCGCAACCACGUCGCCCUGUACAAGCUCACAGCAGCACUGGGGAUCAUCGUUGACCGGGUUUGCUCCUCCCUCCUGCAUCAUCUCGCCCCGCACCUAGCGGCCCGCAUCCUUCCUGUGCCCAUCGCGCCCUACCUUCGUGUCAUGCUCGCCAUUCUCUUCAGCAGGGCAAUUCGAGGCUGUUUCCGCACCACACUGCGCAUCAUCGCUUCGUUCCUUGACAUUGCGAUCCUGCUUACAGUCUUCGUGGUAUCAUUCGCAUGGCUCGCCUACGUUAUCUUUGGCUUCCCUCUUCAAGAAACAACCACCACCACCAUUACCACCACCGAAGCCGUCACCGCCACCGCAAUCAACCCCACUUCGCCUCUCUCUACAUCCUCCUUCUCCACGUCAUUCUCCUCCUCACCAUCCCCCGCCUCUCCUCCCCCUUCUCCUCCCCCUUCUCCUCCCCCUUCUCCUCCCCCUUCUCCUACCCCCUCCCCCUCAGCCUUCUCCUCUCUCCCCGCAUCUCUCCGGGCCAUGUGCGUCCGUCCCUUUAGUCUGCUUGUUGUUCCCAUUCCUUGGCUUCUCUCUAACCACCCCCUCUCCCCUCUGCUUCCUCUCCGUCCACCCACCCCUUUUCCCUCUCCUUCCUUUCCAUCCGUUAACCCCUUUGCCUCUCCUUCCUCUCCAUCCACCCAAUCCCUUCCCCUCUCCUUCCUCUUCUUCGCCUCCUACCUCGCGCUCGGUCUCUUCUUCAUGAACCUCGUUCUCUCUGUCAUCUACUCCUCCUAUAGCUCCCAGGUGCGUCCGUCCUUCCAUCCCUUUGGUUUGCUUGCCAUUUCCUCUCCUUUGCGUCUUUCGGUCUAUCCAACUCUUCCCCUCUCCUUCCUCGCCCCACCCCUUCUGCUCUCUUUCCUCGCCCCACCCCUGCCCCUCUCCCUCUUUUUUGCCGCCUACCUCGUGCUCCGUCUCUUCUUCAUGAACCUUGUUCUCUCUUUCAUCUACUCCUCCUAUCGCUCCCAGAUGGCAGUGUGGGAGCGCAAGCAGGUGACAGCAAGGGAGGCGUGUCUGCAGGAGGCCUUUACUCUCCUGGACGACAGGAGGCAGGGGUGGGUGUCUGCUCGAACCAUCACACAGCUGCUCCGAGCCAUGGAGCCAUUCAAUUUACUGAAUAAUCACCAAGUGCUUUCCCACUCUUGCUACCUCUCCACCCCUCUCUCACCUCCGCACCCCACUGCCCCCCCUCUCUCCCGCCCCCCUCCCCUCCGCCCUCUUCUCUCUCCUCCUUCACACCAGGUCGCACCCACACGGUGCAAGGCACAUGGCGUCUCUCUUUUUCCGCCUGGACACACGGGGCGACCUGCGCAUCUGGGCAGACGAGUUCCAGGGGCUGUGCCACACCUUGGCGCAGCGCACCAGGCCUCCCUCAUUGAGGCGCAGUUUUCACUGGACUCGGAACACAUACCAUCUCUCCUUCACUUCCUCAAACGCCACUUUGUGCCGUCGCAUCCACACGGUGCAAGGCACAUGGCGUCUCUCUUUUUCCGCCUGGACACGCGGGGGGACCUGCGCAUCUGGGCAGACGAGUUCCAAGGGCUGUGCCACGCCCUGGCGCACCAGGCCUCCCUUCUUGAGGCGCCUCCGAAGCAAUGGUUCCAAGGGUGGUUGUGGGGCGGCAUGGGGCAGCUGUUGCACGCGUCCGUUCUUGAGGCGCCUCAGACACAGCAGUUUCAAGGGCUGUGGGGUGGUAUGGGAAUGAAACACCAGGCACGGGAGGUGCUGGCUACAGGAGAAAGGGGAUGGGGCGAAGGGGAGGGGCGAGGGGAAGAGGCAUCCCUUACGUCGUGUGUCAUGAUCCCUUCUCCGUCCCAGUCUUUACCCAUCCUCCGUGCACGUGUCCAUUGUCCCUCUCACUCGCAGGGCAUCACUGGUAUCGAUCCGUCACUCCUCAUUGCCGCACAGGUCUUGGCAGGCCAAGCAUGCCUCCACAUCUCUCUGACGCGCUACACUGGUUGCAAGCUGCACUGCUCUUCCGCUGCCUCCCCCUCCUCCCAUUCUCCCACUACCUCCCUCGUCUACACCUCCUCCUCUCCUCCCUCGCUACCCUCCUCCCCUCCAUCCUCCCCAUCCUCGCCCUCCUCUUCACCACCCUCUCCCUCUUCUCACUCGCCGGUAUGCACCUCUUUGGCGGCCUCCUCUCCUCACACCACCCCCAGCUUCAAACCACAGACUACUUUCAAUCUGGCUUCCUCCCACUCAAUUUCAAUGACUUCCCGGCUUCGAUGGCCGUGGCUUUCAACCUGUGUAUCGUAA